CAUUUUUCUUCUUUCAUAACUAUCAGAAACAAACACAAAUUAAAUCAAAGUUUCAUUAGUUUUAACCCCCCACAAAAAAACAUGGGUAGUGCAAAAUCAGCCAUGCUGAUCCUCUUAGUAGCAAUGGUCAUCGCAUCAUGUGCCACGGCCAUUGAUAUGUCCGUGGUUUCCUACGACGAUAACAACCGUCUCCAUAGCGUUUUCGAUGCUGAGGCCUCGUUAAUCUUCGAGUCAUGGAUGGUCAAACAUGGGAAAGUGUACGGGUCCGUUGCCGAGAAGGAACGGCGUUUGACGAUUUUUGAGGACAACCUCCGUUUUAUCAAUAACCGGAACGCUGAGAAUCUCAGUUAUCGGCUUGGUUUGACCGGGUUUGCGGAUUUAUCUCUUCAUGAGUAUAAAGAAGUUUGCCACGGGGCUGAUCCAAGACCUCCUAGGAACCACGUCUUUAUGACUAGUAGCGACCGAUACAAGACUAGUGCUGAUGAUGUGCUUCCUAAGUCAGUUGAUUGGAGAAACGAAGGAGCAGUGACUGAAGUCAAAGAUCAAGGCCAUUGCAGGAGUUGUUGGGCUUUCUCGACUGUGGGAGCAGUGGAAGGCUUAAACAAGAUCGUGACGGGAGAGUUAGUCACUUUGUCUGAGCAAGAUUUGAUCAAUUGUAACAAAGAAAACAAUGGUUGCGGAGGAGGCAAACUCGAGACUGCCUAUGAGUUCAUCAUGAAAAAUGGUGGUCUUGGUACCGACAACGAUUAUCCUUACAAAGCUGUUAACGGAGUCUGUGAUGGCCGCCUCAAGGAAAACAACAAGAAUGUUAUGAUUGAUGGGUAUGAAAAUUUGCCCGCAAACGACGAAUCUGCUCUCAUGAAAGCGGUUGCUCACCAGCCUGUGACUGCCGUUAUCGAUUCCAGUAGCCGAGAGUUUCAGCUUUAUGAAUCGGGAGUGUUUGAUGGCUCGUGUGGAACAAACCUAAACCAUGGAGUUGUUGUGGUCGGGUAUGGAACUGAGAAUGGUCGUGACUACUGGCUCGUGAAAAACUCUAGGGGCAUUACAUGGGGAGAAGCUGGCUACAUGAAGAUGGCUCGAAACAUUGCCAAUCCAAGAGGCUUAUGUGGCAUUGCAAUGCGAGCUUCAUACCCUCUAAAGAACUCCUUUUCUACCGAUAAAAGCUCCAUCGCCUAAUAAAAUGAGCUAAAUGUAUGUUAUGCAAAGGAUCCAGUGAGCCAGCAACCUAUUCGAUUGUGAAAUGAAAAAUAAUGUAGUCGAUGGGUUUUGUUUUGUAAUAUAUUUUGGAUUUGUAUGGAGGGCAAUGUUUGAAGUUUGUAUAAUAUUUAUGGAUAUUUCGUUAGGCUCUAAUUAUGAAUGCCUUCUUUUUAGGAAG
This is a messenger RNA of Arabidopsis thaliana (thale cress), 1375 nucleotides long. Its product is annotated as Papain family cysteine protease. Gene Ontology annotation, biological process: proteolysis. The record is from RefSeq and is marked reviewed. Lineage: Eukaryota; Viridiplantae; Streptophyta; Magnoliopsida; Brassicales; Brassicaceae. The coding region runs from base 82 to 1176 and encodes 364 amino acids. Gene Ontology annotation, molecular function: cysteine-type peptidase activity. The transcript is spliced from 4 exons.